CCACCCUCCCCGAAACCCAACCCUCACCCCGACCCAGCCCAGCCCCCGCGCCAGCUGCUGCCAGUCGCGAAGUAAGUAAGGAAGAACGAAGCUUGCUUGCUUGCUGCCCGCCUCGCCUGUCUGUCUGCCAGAACUUGUUUGCAACACAUCCUCCACACCCUCCUACCUACUUCCAGAAUUAAUCGCGGAGAACCGAGGCGCGACUUGCUCUGAUUGAGAGGGAAGGAAAAGAAAGAAGAAGGAGAAGAAGAAAAAAAAAGAAAGAAGGAAAAAAAAACAAGCCACUUUCUUUGGCCUGACUCCCCCCCUCCCUCCCCGCCCCCAGUCACUUGGUCAAACCAAAACUCAAAGCUCAAGCAAGCAACCAAGCACCCAAGCAAAGCAAAGUUACAUAUUGGUGCCGAAGCUAUGGACUCGGCAAGCGCUUCUUCACGCUCUUCCGAGAAACCCUCUCAUGGCAGGCGCCUCACAAAGAACCCUCCAUUCCUGUCCUCGUUCUCCCGCUCAAGUGGUGGUGGCAGUGGUGGUGGUGUGUCGCCGCAGCUUGUAUCACCAGGGAAUGCCUUCUACUCUCCUAGUUCUCGGUCAUCCGGCUCUAUACAGCGAACACCGUCUGCCCCCGUCUACCCUCGCGAUCGAUCGACGCAUGGGAGGAGCCCCGGUGUUGCCGGUCAUCAAAGGACGCCCACCUCACCCAAUCCCCCGACUCUGUUCUCCUCCUCUUCCACUUCCUCCCUGGACCAGCAACAGUACCAGCAAUCGUACACUUCAUCGCCGCUGCUACAGCACGACGGUUACCUUGCCGCGAACGGCGACCACUAUUCCCCGCAGUACACGAGCCACAGCGGCUACAACUCGCGACCCAUAUCUGGACGGCUGUCUGAAGUCGAGACCGCUGUCGAAUCGUCGUCCUACUACGAGUCUCACAGUUCCAGCAACGGCGAUCGAAACACCCUGUCCCGCCGACCAGUCGACCACCUCCAGAAGAUCCAACAGCAAUACGACAUGGCCGCCACCACCACACGACCGCAGCUGCGGCAGUCCAGCAGCUUUACGGCUGGCGAUCGCGGAGCGAUGAAGGCCGCGCUCGGGCUCGGAGGUUCGAGCUCGAAGAGGAACUCCGACGAAGCCAAACCACCCAGCACGGGUAAGAAGGGUGGAUUCUCCAAGUUCAUGAACAGUGUUCUCGGAUCGCCAAAGAGGGUUGAGAUAUCGGGCCCGUCAAACCCAGUCCAUCUGACACAUGUCGGAUUUAACUUUGUCACCGGAGAAUUUACGGGUCUGCCGAAAGAGUGGCAGCGCAUGUUGCAGGAAAGCGGAAUCUCGAGGAACGAACAGGAACAGAACCCGCAGGCGGUGAUGGACAUCGUCGCCUUCUACAACGAUGUGAACGUGAACGAGGACGGUGUGUGGAAGAAGAUUCCGCAGCAGCACGAUGGCACCCCGUACACCCCCACCCUGGGCGCACCGUCGCCUUCGGUCGGCGCACCGUCGCUGAUGAGUCCGCCGUUGAGCCCGCUGUUUCCACGAAACCACGAAGCCAGCUUCGAGAACCCGCGAGCUCCACCCCCGGUCCCAUCCAAAUCUCCGUCUUUCCGAAGCGAGCGAAGUCCAUAUGUCCCCAACCGACCCGCACCACGACCACCGGCAUCGCCUCCGCAGGAAUCAGGUCGGAUACCCGCGAUCGUCGCGCAGAGGCCGGCACCCUCGAUCCCUAAGCCGGCCACGCCGAUCGAAACCCUAUCGCAGCAUACGUACCAGCCUCCGGAGCCUGAGUACGUGUCGACGCCGCCACUACAGCAGCACCCGUUGAGUCGCCAAUCAUCCCAGGCGGCAAGGCAUCAGAUGCCCAUGGAACCUCCACACCAACCAUUGGACAACUACAGUGCACCAUACAAGCCUCAGGCGCAGCCAGCGUAUUUCAUUCCUGCGCCCUUCCAGAGUGAACCCGAUCGGUCGCCGUCACCUCCACUGUCGGCGAAGAUUGCUCAGGCUCAGGCUGCUCAGGCGCAAGCUCAAGCUGCUCAGAUCGCGCAGUUGCAACAGCUUCAGGGCCAGGGUGGUGUUGGACCCGUGCCGCAGAGACGGCAUAAACCGAAGCCCAGUAAGGACUUUGAUAUCGUUUCCAGGCUCAACACGAUCUGCACCAACGCCGAUCCCACCAAGCUCUACCGGAGCUUGAACAAGAUCGGGCAGGGUGCGUCCGGGGGUGUGUACACGGCGUACCGGGUUGGCACCAACCAGUCGGUUGCGAUCAAGCAGAUGAACCUCGAGCAGCAGCCGAAGAAGGAUCUGAUCAUCAAUGAGAUUUUGGUCAUGAAGGAUAGCAAGCACAGGAAUAUCGUUAACUUUAUGGACAGCUUCCUACACCGCGGAGAUCUGUGGGUGGUGAUGGAGUACAUGGAGGGAGGCAGCUUGACGGACGUUGUGACUUAUAAUGUGAUGAGCGAGGGACAGAUAGCUGCCGUUUGCCGGGAGACGUUGCAAGGGCUACAGCACCUGCACUCGAAGGGUGUUAUUCACCGUGAUAUCAAAUCAGACAACAUUCUGUUGUCGCUAGAUGGCAACAUCAAAUUGACCGAUUUCGGAUUCUGCGCGCAAAUCAACGAGGCGAUGAUGAAGCGCACGACGAUGGUCGGAACACCCUACUGGAUGGCGCCGGAGGUGGUCACACGCAAGGAGUACGGACGGAAAGUCGACAUCUGGAGUUUGGGCAUCAUGGCGAUCGAGAUGAUCGAAGGAGAACCACCGUAUCUCACCGAGUCACCCCUCCGCGCGCUAUUCCUGAUUGCCACAAACGGAACCCCGGAUCUAAAGGAGCCCGAGCUGUUGAGUUACGACUUGAAGGAUUUCCUGUACCUGGCGCUCGAAGUUAGUCCGGACAAGAGGGCGUCGGCUGGGGAGUUGCUGCAGCACAAAUUCCUGAAAACCGCAGAUCCACUCACUAGCCUUGCGCCGCUGGUCCGGGCGGCGAGACAAGCACGGGCCCAGGAGCGACAGAGAUAGUCACCUGAGUCACCUGCAAUCUGUGUUUCGGCCUCUUUUCCGUUGAAAUUUGUGUAAUCCGUCUGGCGUAAACUUUGAUUUAUUUAUUUUUGCUACUUACCUACGGGCAGGGUUUGGAAAUGGGAUUUGAUGAUUGAUAUAGAUACUUCUCUCGUGCGCGUCUGUUUGGUUUGGGGUCUUUUUGUUGGGUUGUAUAGCAGCGAAUUGUGUGCUAUGAUGACGAUGUGGUUCUGUUCUGUGGUUCAGUUGGUUGAGUUGGUUGAUGUUGAGGUUGAGGGUGCCUAUGGAGGGAGGAGCCAUGCCUAAGCCGUUUGAUUUGGAUUUGAUUCGAUUUUUUGCUUGUGGGGAAUCGAAAUGGGAGCAUAAUGAUAGGAAGCAAUGGAGCCGGAGUUCUGCUGAGCUUAUGAUACAACUUUCCACCUUUUGUUUUUGUGUAAUCAUUGAUUGCAUGCGACCUGAGAGCGCACCAAAGAAAUAACACUAUGAAAAGAC
Messenger RNA from Tricharina praecox, 3498 nucleotides. RefSeq names its product kinase-like domain-containing protein. The transcript is spliced from 5 exons. Gene Ontology annotation, cellular component: cytoplasm. The coding region runs from base 409 to 3006 and encodes 865 amino acids. Gene Ontology annotation, biological process: protein phosphorylation; regulation of MAPK cascade; intracellular signal transduction. Gene Ontology annotation, molecular function: ATP binding; protein serine/threonine kinase activity. Lineage: Eukaryota; Fungi; Ascomycota; Pezizomycetes; Pezizales; Pyronemataceae. The record is from RefSeq and is a predicted model, not a curated record.